Messenger RNA from Trypanosoma theileri, 3381 nucleotides. RefSeq lists its product as uncharacterized. Bases 1 to 3381 code for a protein of 1126 amino acids. Gene Ontology annotation, molecular function: protein binding. The transcript has a single exon. The record is from RefSeq and is a predicted model, not a curated record. Lineage: Eukaryota; Euglenozoa; Kinetoplastea; Trypanosomatida; Trypanosomatidae.
AUGUCACGUACUUGGUGUCCAACAUUGACUGAUGAUACAAAAGUACAAUUUCAGGCAAUGCAUCUCAAUGAAAAGGCAGCUAAUCCAAGGCUAUCUGUGGAAUAUUAUUUAAGGAAAAAAGCAAAAGAGAAUGGUGCUGUUGGUUUUGAGUGCGGUGCAUCUGCAAAAGAGUUAGGAACAGAAGUAACACGUCGCAUUGGUUCUUCUAUUCCGAAAUUCAGUCCUUAUGUUGUGGCUUCUAGGGCUAAUAUUUCUCAGUGGCAAAUACCUGAAACACCUUCCUUAAUACCAAUUCUUCAUGGAAAAAUUCCUUUUAUUGCAAAAACAGAAGAUGAGAAUGAUAUUAUGGUGACAGGUGAAAUGCCGCUAAUUGUACACCACGUUUCCCAUAUUUGGAAGUCUCAUGCGCAACUUGAUAUUCUCCCCAGUGUACAAUUGCCAUCAGAUCAAACAGUGGAAUUUGUUACUCAUAUAAUGCGUACAGAAACCGAACGAAAAAAUUACAGUAUAUCAGAGAGUAUGCGAGAAAUUAUAUUGACUUCAGCACCAUCUGUUUCAACUUAUCUCUCAGAUGUAUUAAGGGCAUUAGUUGCUAAUCGUCGCAUGAUUGGACAACUACGUUAUUUGGUCCUUGCUGGAGAGUUUUUAGAAGAUAUGGAUUAUUCAGAAUUGCAAGAAUUCUUUGAAGCAGCUCUCAAACUUCUCGUGUUAGGAGUUCCUUAUACUUUUCUUAGUCACGUAGCAGUAAAUUUCUUACCUCUGUUAAAAAAUUCUAUGAUAAAAGUUGUAGAUCUUGAAGGUAAUGAUCUAGGGCUUUCAGCUGAUGGGAACGAUAUUAUUACUCUACUUACAGAAUAUCUAAAGGAAAACAAAUUUCUUCUUGAGCUUAAUCUCAGUUACAACAACAUUGGUACAGAAGGUGCACGUCUACUACUAGAAGCUCUUAGUGCAUCUGAUACAAAAAUUACUCCACAAGAUCUCCAGACUGGGGAAGAUGCUGAGAACGAAGAAUAUGCUGAGGAAACCCGUUUAGAAGAUAUUGCUUUCUUUCUUCCAGAUACAGAUGAAGAAGAAGAGGAAGAAGAAGAGGAGGAAGAGGAGGUGGAAGAAGAAGAAGAAGAAGAAGGUGAUAAUGGUGAAGGUGACAGUGAUAAGAAAAGAAAUACUAACGCCAAGAGGAGGGCGGGAGAUAUACCACAUGGUAAUCAUAAUGGUAAUGAUGAUGAUGAUGAUGACGAGGAAGAAGAAGGUGAGGAAGAAGAUGAGGAGCAGAAACUGCAAGAGGGUGAUGAUGAUAACGACGAGGGAGAUGGAGAAGAAGAAAAUGAGGAAGAAGAAAAAGAAGAAGAAGAAGAAGAAGAAGAAGAGGGAGAAGAACGAAAACGUCUUCCACCUCAUCUCAUUGAGAAAUUUCGUCGACUUUUUCGAAGAUUGCAUCGUGAGGAAAAAAAAGCACGUGUUUUGUGUAUUCAGACAUAUUUAGACGAUGCUGAUGUACUUGUAAAAGAGCAUAGUGCCAUAAAGGCAAGGCAGGCUGAAGAGAAACGUCUGAAGAUAGAAAACUAUUGUCAACGACGGAGCGGAUGGUCUCAUUUACAAGUAUUACGAUUACGAGGUAAUCCUAUAGGUAAUGAAGGGGCAACAAGUGCUGCUGAUGUGCUUCGCCACGAGAUAGUAUUAGACGAAGAAGAAAUACAACGUAUUCAAAAUGAACUCAUUGAUAAGGCGGAUAAUUUGUUCAACGUACUCUUAUCAGAGAGGAAGAAGACUGCGAUGGAAGAAGUUUCUGAACGAAAGGGAUUAUUUUUAGAUUAUCAUACCUCUAGAAAAUUACUUAAUGAGAGUCUUAGUGUGGAAUUGAGUAACGAAAAAAGUUCUGUUAUCAAGAAGAAAAAAGCUUCACAUUCAAGAAAAAAUGAUGUUGAAGAAGAUGAUUCUGAUGAAAAGAAUGGAGAAAAUGAGAAUAAUAGUGAUGAUGAUGAUAGUAAUAUCAAAGGAGCACCAGUUGUUAUCACAGAUACAAUACCGGAUGAUGACUUUAUAAAUAUUGCUGACGAGAUAGCCGAAGAAGAAUCCGCGUUAUUGGAGGAAGCCAGAGGUAACUGGGAUAUGCCCUUUCCUCCAACUAAGCAAGGAUUAAAAUCUCUUCGUUUGCUUGAUCUAUGCAGUUGCCACAUUGGAAGUCAAGGGGCAAAGUGUAUUGGUGAAAAACUUCGUGAGAAUAAAUCAUUAGAAGUUCUCUUAUUGCGACACAACACUUUUGCUAGAAAACGUGUUGCACUUCGUUCUGAUAAAGAGAGUACAGAAGAAGAAACAGUUUCAGUAAAACGUGUGGAUGUGCCGCAUUAUGUAUCACCUGGUUGUAUUUCCCUCUUUGCUGCGCUAGAAUCAAAUACAACGCUUACAGUACUGGAUCUCGCCUAUAAUAGUCUGUAUCCGGAAAGUAUUCGUUGUCUAGCAAAGUCUCUUGAAACUAACAAGACACUUACUACUCUCUCUCUUGAAGGAAACCUUAUGGGAUUUAAUGAAUCACCAUAUGAAAUGGAUCCAGCAAUCUUAAAAGCCACUGGAUACCCAGUAGAUGUUAGUAUAUUUUCAAGACCUUCAUGUUUUCUUACCCUAUUACAGGCAGUUUUCAAGAGCAAUAUUACAACACUGUUGUUAGGACAUAAUGAUCUUUAUAAUUGUUGGUCUAGUGAUGAAGCUGAAUGGUUAACAAAAGUAUCUUGUCGCUUACAUGUACUACACUUAAAUGGUAAUUCUUUAACAUUAGAACACAUUAUGGAAUGGGUUGAUGCAUCUAAAGAUAUUGAGAGUUUCACUUUAAAAGAAUUACAAUUGUCACGUAAUGACCUAAGUGAUGAAAACGGUGGUGUCGCUUUGGCUCGUCUUUUAAAUUUGUGUAAAAAUACUUUGGAGAAUUUGAUUCUUGACGAGACACAACUUGGACUAUCUGGGGCAACUGCGGCAUUUGCAUCCUUUAUACCCUCUACACUUCAAUCGUUGAGUAUUAGAAACGCUGGAUUGACUCUUGCAUCCGCUAUUCCUCGUCCUGUAUUAGCACCCCUUCACAGGCUUCUCCUAUCUGAUAACCCUUUCAGCAAAACAGAGUUACUCGACCUGAUGGAUAUACUUCGUGACACCGCAUCAUCAUUGACGCACUUAUCAAUAUGGAGUCGCGAAGUGGAUAUGGAACUGCAGCUUCCAAUUCUUCAAGAAAUUAUUCGUCAAAUGCCACAGUUAUUAUUCGCCGAUUUUGGUAUAAUAUCACGCUUUGAUGAUGCCGUGGAUGCGGAAGAUUCACUUGGCCAAAUAGAAUGCCUUCUAGUAGAGCGACGUCUGGCGCGUCUCCUUGAGAGAGCAGAGGCGUACGCAUCAUAA